CCCUGACCACAAAAAGAAAUUGUAACCAUCCGUCACAAGUUAGUAACCGCUGGUUGUGAGUGAGUUUUUAACUUUUAAUCAAAUUCAACAGAGCAACGACACCCCCACUCCUUUGGCGUGUCCGCAAUGGAAAGGGAGAGAGUAAUCAAAAUUCAAAAAAACUGGGCCGUGUAGUUUUCGUUGUCUUUGUCUGCCUGGCGGAAUUGCGAGGGAGACCCUUUUAAGCUCAACUACUUAAGGCCAGCGGCAGUUACCUUUAAGAAACCAAAUUCCCCCUUUCUCUCUCUCCCCCUCAUUCCCUCGUUUCAACAAAUCACACUUCCUACCCCCUCCUGUUUCUCCGGAUUCCGUUCCACAACAGCGCCCUUCCUAAAUUCACUCGCAACCCCCAAUCGGAAUCCUCGCACGCCGUCUCGGCGGCAGGAAUUCCGAAAUUCCCCUCUUCCCCUCCACUCCACAGUCUUUCCCGCCGGAAUCCUCGUGGCUCCUUCCACAGCUCACGAGUUCGACGAGGAGCAGGAGACGGUUCCGCAAUUGAUGACCGGAUGAUGACGGCGGCAGAGGAAGAGUACGGAGCCGGCGAUGAGGCGGAAUCGCCGUACCUGUUCGGGAAAUACGAGGUCGGGAAGCUGCUGGGAUGCGGGGCGUUCGCCAAAGUGUACCACGGCAGGAACGUGGCGACGGGGCAGAGCGUGGCCAUCAAGGCCGUCAGCAAGCGCAAGGUCCAGAAGGGUGGGCUCGCGGCGCACGUUAAGCGGGAGAUCUCUAUCAUGCGCCGCCUGCGCCACCCCAACGUCGUGCGCCUCUUCGAGGUCCUCGCCACAAAAUCCAAGAUCUAUUUCGUGAUGGAGUACGCCAAGGGCGGCGAGCUCUUCUCCAAGGUCGCCAAGGGCCGCUUCUCCGAGGACCUCAGCCGCAAGUACUUCCAGCAAUUGGUCACCUCCGUCGGCUACUGCCACGCCAGGGGAGUCUUCCACCGCGACCUCAAGCCGGAGAACCUCCUCCUCGACGAGAACUGGGACCUCAAGGUCUCCGACUUCGGCCUCAGCGCCGUCCAGACACAAAUCGGCUCCGACGGCCUGCUCCACACCUUGUGCGGGACCCCUGCCUACGUCGCCCCCGAGAUUCUCGCAAAGAAGGGCUACGACGGCGCCAAGGUCGACAUCUGGUCCUGCGGUGUCAUCUUGUUCGUCCUCGUCGCCGGCUACCUCCCUUUCAACGACACCAACCUCAUGGCCAUGUACAAGAAGAUUUACAAGGGUCAGUUCCGCUGCCCCAAAUGGACCUCGCCGGACCUCCGCCGCUUCCUCUUCCGCCUCCUCGACGCCAAUCCGGAGACGAGAAUCACCGUCGACGAAAUCCAGCACGACCCCUGGUUCAGGAAGGAUUACAAGGAGGCGAGUUACUACCAGGUGGUGGAGGGUUUUGAUUUGAAGAAAGAGGACGGCGGCGAGCGAAGCCUGAACGCGUUCGACCUUAUCUCGUUCUCCUCCGGCUUUGACCUCUCCCGCCUGUUCAACGAGUCCGGCGACGACACGUCCGCCUGCGGCGAGCAGUUCGUGUCGGUGGAAACGCCAGAGAGAAUCAUGGAGAGAGUGGAAGAGGUAGCUAAAGAGGAGUGUGUGACGGUGACGGAGAGGAGGAAGUCGGGGCUGAAAUUGGAAGGGCGGAAUGGGAAUUUCGUCAUGUUGCUCGAAAUUUACCGCUUGACUGAGGAGCUGGUGGUGUUUGAAGUGAGGGAAAAGGAGCUAAACGUGGUGUCCGGUCAGGAAAUCUGGAAGUACAGGCUAAAGCCGCAGCUCCGCCGGUUGGUAUACCAGGCCGGAAGCGCCGUCUCCGGUGCCUGACAGGAAAAGGAAUUGUGACCACUGACCAAUGUGGUGGAUUAAAAAUGUGGAAUCUGGCAUCAAAAUUACAGGCUAAUUUGGGGAUUAUUAAUGCCCAUUUCUGUCCCGGGUUGUGUAAAUGAUUUUUGCCCGGUGAACAAGUUAAUUAUUAUAGUUAUGGGAAUUGGAAUACCAAUUCAUGAUCAUGACUAAUUAUCUAUCUGCGUCCUGUAUCAGAUCUCUCUGUUUGUCGUCUAUACUAUUCUAUGCGCUAUAUCACAAGAGAAGAGAAGAGAAGAGAAGAGAAGAGGUCUCGGCGGUACAAUCAAGUGGUACUUUGGCAUUUAAUUUGCUGGUUUCGGUGUAGUUUCAUGUUCCUUGCAUUGGGUCUCUUUUUGGUUGUGCAGCGAGCGCAAAGAGAAAAUCAACCAAUUCCUUUGUCGUUGCGUCACACUGUGUGAAACUGAAAUGGGCAACCCUUUGCCAUUUUCCCGUGCAUUUCUUGUCAAAGUAUAGAAAGGGAGGGUAGGCACUUUCUCACUUUGCAUCUAACCUGUUUGAUAGAUUGCCUAAAAGGGAAGAACAACAGCCUAGGUUAGUCGCUUGUCAAAAAUAACUGCUCCCAGAUCGAGUCCUGACUUGAGAUAAGCAAAUUCUUCCUGGAACAGGAACGUCAUGUGUGUGUUAAUACAUUAAAAAUCCCAAGCUUCCUCUAAUUAGUUGAUGUGUAGGAUUACUAGCCGAAUUUGGUUGUGGUGCAUGCAUCUGUUCAUUCAUAAGGCUGUGGGUUGUUGGACGCAAAGGCCGGCCUAACGGUUGUUAUGAUUUAAAGUCGUAUUAUCUGCCGUCAACUGAAAGUCACAUAAUACAAAAUUAUGCAUAUU
Linum trigynum is the source of this 2710-nucleotide messenger RNA. NCBI's taxonomy places the organism in Eukaryota, Viridiplantae, Streptophyta, Magnoliopsida, Malpighiales, Linaceae. The record is from the annotation of a GenBank genome assembly.